Messenger RNA from Aedes aegypti (yellow fever mosquito), 2921 nucleotides. RefSeq names its product oral-facial-digital syndrome 1 protein homolog. The coding region runs from base 395 to 2878 and encodes 827 amino acids. The record is from RefSeq and is a predicted model, not a curated record. Lineage: Eukaryota; Metazoa; Arthropoda; Insecta; Diptera; Culicidae. The transcript has 2 exons.
UAAUAAAACGAAUACAUAGCCUUCAUGUAGCUAUAUAUUUAUCAUCUAAUAAAAAUAUUCCUGUUACCAAAGCAUAUAAAAAAAGCUUUAAAAUGACACCGACCUAUUUUUUCCCCUGGUUCAUCUUGUCCCUUCUUACCCUACUUCAGUAUCGCUUCAAGGAUACAAGGAUAAUUGCAUACAAGUGAAUAAAGACUUGUCUUUGAUGUUGCUAGCGAGUUCCGCUGGAACUCCUGGUUUAGCACUAUCGUUGCCAUGGCAACCGACUGCAUCCAAGGACGCAUAAACAAACAGGAUACACUGUUUACUGUAUUAAUUCAUAAAACAAAAGUUUCAGAUAUCAAGCCUUACUUAAAGCCUUGGGUAGGUCAGCAAUUCAAAUCCGAAAUCCAAAAUGAACGAUGCUCAGGAUUUCAUGGACCCGGAGAACAUCACAAACUCCGAGUUUCGACAGCAAAUUAAAAACUGGAUCGAAGAGCAAGGCAUCCACGCGAACUUGCAACUGCAGAUGAAGAAGGAUUUGAUCGACCAAAUCAGCCGAACGGCAAUGGGCCGAAAGAUAAGUCUGAAGAUGCAGACACAUCAAGGAAUCGUUCUGUCACCGUUGGUUCUGGUUCUGAACACGUUGGUCGCAGAGUUCCUGUACGCCCAAAACUGCCAUUUUUCGCUGUCGGUGUUUAGCAACGAAGUUCCGUUUAAAAACACGCUGCCCGAUUUUGGGAAGUCGAAGCACUUUCGGUUGAACCGAAUGGAGCUGAAAGAGAUCUUCGAGGCCCUGGGAGUGGAACACUUCUCAGGGUUGGUGGAAAAGUACGAAGCUAAGAUGAGUAAAGACGGUGGCAAGUCUCUGCUUUACAUAAUAGUGAAGUCAUUGUUGGCAUCGGUUAAGGCAUAUGAUGAAAAGUUCAAGCGCAUAAAGAAGGAAGAAAGCGAGCGCGAGACCACCAAGAACUUGGUCGAUGAACUGGAUAUGGGCAAACUGCACAAAAACGUGGAGAAGUUGCUGCAGAGAAUGAAACUUGUAGGUAGGAGCAUUGAACGAGUCGAGGAACUUCAUCGGGAAGGUAAUAGAGAUGAAGAAGAAUCGACCUCAUUGAAGCUUUGCACGGAAAGCGUAACGAGGAUGGUAAGUCGGUUGGAAGUGUACUCGAAGACACUCGAGGAUCUGAUUGUGAAGCUACAAAUUCAGACGGAGAAAGGGGAAGUGGCCAGCGCAACCAAGGUGGAAGAACCGACCAAACCCGUAGAGUUGAAAGAGCAAAAGAGUUAUACGGAUUUUCUGAAUGAGCUCAAGUCAACCGAACAUGGUCAGAAGUACGUUGCAAAGUUGCAAAAGCAAGUUCUUAAAAUGUUGGAUAAGGAGAAGACACAACUGGAAGCAAAGUACGAGAGGAAGUUCCACGAGGCUGAGUUGGAGUACAAAUCCAAACUUGAAAGGGUGCUAUCUGAACGAAUCAGAGAAAUGUCAGCACCGAGGGAGAUUCAGAGAUCACCAAAACCAGCGCACCAAGCAAGCGAAAGUGAGGAAAGUCUUCAUUUCAUGAAGAAGAUAGACGAGAAACUGAAUCAACUGUAUCAGCACGAACGAAACGUAGACGAGAAAUUAGUGACGUUGAAGAAUGAUCUACAGAAGCACGAGCUGCGUCAGAGUAAAUACUUUCAUUCAUUGAAGGCAGCAGAGACGAAAGAGAAGAAGUUACUGGUGCUGCAGGACGUGGAGCGACAACUGUUGGCAACGUUCGAAGACGAGACACAAGCGAUCAUCCGGAAUGCCAAGGCGACGAUAGAACACCUGGAAGGCGAAAGCGACAAGAUCAACCGCUCGUUUCAGCAGUAUUUGCAGAAACAGCGCGAAGACAAACGGCGCUUGAACGACGAGAAGGUUCAGAUUUGGCAGAAAUACAAUGACGAAAAGCUGGAACUGAAUCAGCGGGAGUUGAUGGGGAUGAACGGACAUGAACCGGAGGAUGUAGUUAUCAAUCAGACUUAUCAUCCCCAUGUGGAAGAGUUCCCGGAGAUGGGAAACUUUGAAAAUCCGUUCAAGAACUUUGAUCCGCAUAAGUACCUGAGACGAUCGAAGAUCUCCAAAACUCCUUUUGAAUCUUUGAAGAACCAGCACGAAGUCGCCGAUGCUGCUGUUAACACCACAACGGAAGCGCAUGAGUCUGCUACGUUGAAACCGCCUACGGUUGAACCCAAGAAACCAACCAGUCCCAACUUAGACCUCUUGGAAAGUGCCCGUUUGGAUCACGAAGCCCCAAAGACAACUCCAGUGGAUCAAUCAAGCAUCCCUAAGCCGAAAUUAGUGGAUUCGCAUAUUCCACGCUUUAUAUUACCGCAAAAGCUGCCAACCGAUUCGAAACUAAGCGACCUUCUAGCCAAAGACACCCUAAACCUGAAGCGAAGUAUUGAGGAGAACCUGCAAAAGCUCGAUCAGAUGAGUAAAACCUACACUAAAUCGACGUCCUCCAGCGAGCAGGACAAACAGCGAACCGGUACGUACAACGUGAAACCAACGAUCGAGCAGGGCCAAACUGAAGGAGCUCCAAAAAGUUUGGACGACCUCUCAAGUGGAGCGGAACUGGGCCUAUCGGAUGGGGAGUUGAGCGAGGGAUGUUUGAGCAAACGAGACGAACCGGUGAAUUUGGACAGCACUAAGGAGCUGCUAGAGUACACGAGAAGAAACUUUCCCAUUGGGGAAACGAAAAAGGACUUGGCGGCCAACUUGGAAUCGGAGGUUUCGCUGAGCGAUUUGAAUGUCAGUGGGGACAGUCAAUCGAAUGAUGGGCAAGCGAUAGCGCGAGACGAUAGCGUGAAUGACAUCCUCGAAGAUAUUUCCACCGGAAAGCGGUCUUUGUCUGACAGCAGUUGGAAUUAGAUCUAGUUGUAAGGAUAUCGGAUACAAUAAAAUUUAUACAAUA